CGGGGCGCCCGGCCAGGUUUCCUCAAAGUGUUGCCAUGUAUGAAGCAAAAGAAAGACAGAAGUUUAUCAGUGAUGCUCAGUACCUGAGGGAGAUGCAGCACAAGAUGGAUACAGAAUAUCAGGCUUGCCUGAGAAAACAAGAGCAGACUAGAGAGCAGUCUGAGAAGAAACGGGAACAACAUGCCAGACAAGAAAUGAGCCAGACAAGCAUAUCAUCCAUCUCUGCUGUGCGUAGCUAUGAAAGGCCAUGGAAUUCACGACUCCCCGUUAACAGACAGAUCUCUUCCGAUGAAGCUUGUGGAUGUGAAUCGAAAUCCUCUAUAAAGUCUCCUGGGAGCAAAUCAGAAGCUAAAUUUCCUGCCAUUGACAAAACGUCUGUCAAGCAGAAACAAAAAGCUAGCACAUGGUCCAAAAAACCAGAAAAAAGUGGAACUUGUCCUAAAAAAGAUACUUCAGCUUUUCAGAAACCAGUUUUAUCAAGAAGACAGCGGACGAGCCAGAGAAGUUUUCUGGAAAACCCAGACUCUGAAAGUGUGAAAAGAGUGGAAGGAAAAGGAAGGAAAACGUCCGUGCUGCAGGGAACGGCAAAGACGAGCAGAGGGUCUGGCCCACAAGAUGGCUCAGGACAAAGAAGUGUCCCUGCUCCCAAGAACAAGAAGAAAUCUCAAGAAAAAAGGAGUUUAUUCCAGACAUCUAAACUAAGCAUUGAUGGCAAAAUUCUAGAGAGGGAUCUCAAAAAAGGAAAUGCUUCUACAGCAGCCCAUCCACCAGAGUCUACUGCUCUGAUUAGUCAUGGCCCUUCAGUAUCAAGUGAGUCAAACAGCUCCAACCUUCCACCCAUUAAAAAUGUCCCUGUGAGACCUAAAGAAGAUGAUUCACGUGCAGAGCUGUGCUCUGACGUUGAGGGUUCUGCCACAGGCAACGAAGGGACCAAAGAAGCCAGCCCCUUAACAGAAGACCUCCUUUCCUUUGAUCUCAAUAAUUCUUCUUGUGAUCAAACCAACAGAGUUUGUGAGAUGCCUUUAACCCAAGCGGAGAACCAUACAUGUGAAAUGGGAGUUGGGGAUGAUGGGCGGAGAGUUGAACUUUCUCACCAAUUGGUAUGGCAACACAAUGUAGUGGCAGACCCUGCUGCUGAACAGUCUUCAGUAGGACAAAGACAGACGAGGGGGAACAGGAAGUCUUACACUUUUAAGGAAAACCGUUUGGAAGACAAUAAUAAAAAUGAAGGUGAAAAGUCGGUGCUUAGCACCAGAAGCCCAUGCAGUGAAAGCAAGCCCGGAAACUCCUCUGCCAAUGAACCUGUUGGUGAUUUAAAUGCUACAGAAGACUGGUCAGGGAGCAGCAUUUGUGGCAGGGAAAGGCAAGCCUUUGAGAACAAUCAUAGAUGCUACGCUGGGCUCAUUAGUUCAGUUAGACCAAUGGUUCAGCGGCCCUCUGUGUGUUCUACAUUUAAUAUCCCAGGGUCGUUAGCACGGCCUGCAAACAGAGCUGAAGCUUCAGGCAAUGUGGAUGUUGCUGCAACCUCAGUGCAAGUCACGGAGCUGAUGGGAAGUCCAAGGCUUGUAGCUCGCAGACAAUUGUCUCCAAUAAGAAUGAGGGAUUCCUUUUCAGCUACUGAAAGCUGUCAAUCUUCCUCACCCACCAUCAGCACCUUUGAGGAUGGCAGCCUGCUUGAGGACAGUCUAAGCAAUGUGCUCAGCAGCACAUCUCCAAGCUCUGCUUCCCAUGAUGAAGAUAACCUUCUGACUUCCCACAAUUCCUCCUCAUCCACCGAUUCUUCCCAGCCGUCUCUUUUCCGGGCAAACUUCACCGCUCACCUUCGUAUGGCUGGCCCACUUCCAGAUCAAGUACCAAUUUUCCUGACAGUAUCUGAUCUGCGAAAUCCAAGCAGCUUUGUGAGCAGUGCGACUGUGUGUACUUCCCCAAAUGCCAAGGAAAUUAAUAAACCUGAGACAGACCCAGAAAAGCUAAAAAAAUUGCAAGAGAGUCUCCUGGCAGAGGACUCAGAAGAGGAAGGAGACCAGUGUCGGAUAUGUCAGAUUGCUGGUGGAUCCAUAACCAAUCCACUGCUAGAACCAUGCGGGUGUGGUGGGACUCUUCGAUUUGUCCAUCAAGAAUGCCUAAAGACCUGGUUAAAAGCCAAGAUUAAAUCAGGGGCUGAGCUUGGGGCAGUGAAAACAUGUGAACUUUGUAAGCAGAGUCUGACAGCAGAUCUGGAUGAUUUUAAUGUGAAUGACUACUACAGGAAUCAUCAGCAGUCUCAGGCCCAGAGUGAGCUGAUGAACUCGGGUCUCUACCUUGUGCUGCUGCUUCAUCUGUAUGAGCAAAGGUUUGCGGAACUCAUGAGGUUAAACUACAACCAAGCCUCCAGAGAUCGGAUUCGGCCAAUUCUGAGAACACUGGCUAAGAAAACGCUCAAGGGGGAUUUAAUGUUGACCUCCUGGCUUAAUAUUCGGCUGCCCAAUUUGCAUUAUUCCUAUUCAGUGUCUCCCAUUCAUGUGACCAUCCUUCUGAGGAUUGCAGUUUCUCUGGCGAACCAGGACUGUUACCAAUGGGGCAAAGAGCAGGCCUUCCACACCUUUCUGGCCGUGUGCUCCUGGCCACUGCUUUUGUCACCAUGUUCAGUGAUGCUGCAGAAAUGCCAUUUGCAGCAGAACAAAAGGCUGGAAACUACUUUUAGCCGGUCUCAACUUUGGAGGAACAGCACACCAAACUACCAUUAA
This is a messenger RNA of Euleptes europaea (tarantolino), 2726 nucleotides long. It is a transcript of the gene MARCHF10, whose product is annotated as membrane associated ring-CH-type finger 10. The transcript has 12 exons. NCBI's taxonomy places the organism in Eukaryota, Metazoa, Chordata, Lepidosauria, Squamata, Sphaerodactylidae. Bases 36 to 2726 code for a protein of 896 amino acids. Gene Ontology annotation, molecular function: zinc ion binding. The record is from RefSeq and is a predicted model, not a curated record.